This is a messenger RNA of Odocoileus virginianus texanus, 1348 nucleotides long. Lineage: Eukaryota; Metazoa; Chordata; Mammalia; Artiodactyla; Cervidae. The record is from RefSeq and is a predicted model, not a curated record.
AUGGGAUGGGCAGGGAAGGGCAAGAUUCCUCAGCCUGCGCAGCCGCAAAGCACCGCAGCGGUGCGGGGUAGCUCAGGCGCUGCGCACUUGCCAGUCAGUCCGCCUGUCCGGAGCCCGGCUCGCUGGGGCAGCAUGGCGGGGUCGCCACUUACAGGCGAGGAUCGGUGCCUGGCCGCUGGCCCCUUAUCCUCGCUGGCCCCAGUUCUUGGGACCUGUGGAGAGAUCGGCCAUGGGGGCCUGGGGUCCAGCCUCCAGUCUGCGCCCAGGCCAUGCCAGCCUCCAUCUCUUGGGUGUGCGGGUGGCAGUAUCUGGGGGUCGUCUGGCCGCCGCGCCCUGCCCGCACUAGGCGCUGGGCCCGGCCUUGCCCCGCCCGCCGUCUGUGGCGCUGUCCACGGGCGUAGCACACUGGAAGGCGAGGGAUGCGGACCUCGGUCUGUGUCCGAAAGAUGUGAUGGCAGGGAUAUGAGUGCGUGCUGUCUCUGUGUGUUUCUUUUGAUUGUGGUGCGUGCUCUUGCAUCUACAUGGCUUGGCAAUUGUAACUGCAUAGCAUUGGAGCCCCGCAGCCUGGGCGCAGCCUCGCCGCCCUUGGCUGAGGCCAGCGCUCCCCGCCGCUUCCGGCGGGCGGCGCCGAGGGGAGAGGCUGCGGGGGCUGUGCAGGAGCUGGCGCGGGCGCUGGCGCACCUGCUGGAAGCCGAACGGCAGGAGCGGGCGCGGGCUGAGGCGCAGGAGGCCGAGGAUCAGCAGGCGCGCGUCCUGGCGCAGCUCCGGCGCAUCUGGGGCGCACCCCGUACCAGUGACCCGGCCCUGGGCCUAGAGAACGACCCCGACGCGCCCGCCGCGCAGCUCGCCCGUGCCCUGCUCCGCGCCCGCCUGGACCCGGCGGCCCUGGCAGCCCAGCUUGUCCCCGCCCCUCCCCCCGCCGCGGCGCUCAGACUCCGGCCCCCAGUCUACGACGAUGGCCCCACGGGCCCCGAUGGCGAGGACGCCGGCGACGAGACGCCAGACCUGGACCCCGAGCUGCUGAGGUAUUUGUUGGGUCGGAUCCUAACGGGAAUCGCCGACACCGAAGCCGUCGCUGCCCCGCGUCGCCUCCGCCGCGCCGCCGACCAGGAUAUGGGCCCUGAGCUACCCGCUGAGGGCGUGCUGGGGGCCCUGCUGCGUGUGAAGCGUCUGGAGACCCCCGCACCCCAAGCGCCGGCGCGCCGCCUCCUGCCCUGAGCACCGCCUGGAUCCCGUGCACCCUCCUGCCCAGGACACCCUGCCAGCUCCCGCCAGCCACAGUUGCUGCCCUCGAACCCCAGGAUCCCCACCCAACCCCACAAUAAAUAUGAUCUGAAGCAGUUAUGUA